Molecule: messenger RNA, 1102 nt
Organism: Radiomyces spectabilis
Lineage: Eukaryota; Fungi; Mucoromycota; Mucoromycetes; Mucorales; Radiomycetaceae
Product: ribosomal protein L10-domain-containing protein
Exons: 1
Coding region: 38-967 (309 amino acids)
Biological process (GO): cytoplasmic translation; ribosomal large subunit assembly; ribosome biogenesis
Cellular component (GO): cytosolic large ribosomal subunit
Molecular function (GO): structural constituent of ribosome; large ribosomal subunit rRNA binding
Source: RefSeq, a predicted model, not a curated record
CAGGCUCUUUAAAAGUCCUCGAACAGUAAUAUCCAUCAUGUCGAAGCGAGAGUCUAAGGAAUUGUACUUUGAGAAGCUCAAGACCUAUUUGGACACCUACCAGUCCAUCUUCAUUGUCAACGUUGACAAUGUGAGCUCCAACCAGAUGCACCAGAUCCGUCACGCCCUCCGUGGUGAAGGUGUUGUCCUCAUGGGUAAGAACACCAUGGUCCGUCGUGCUUUGAAGACCUACGUUGCCGACCGUCCCGAUUUGGAACGUCUCCUCGUCCACGUCAAGGGUAACAUUGGUUUCGUCUUCACCAACGAGGACCUCAAGACCAUCCGUGACAAGAUCGUCUCCAACCGUGUCGCUGCCCCCGCUCGUGCCAACGCCAUUGCCCCCGCUGAUGUCGUUGUCCCUGCUGGUAACACUGGUAUGGAACCCGGUAAGACCUCUUUCUUCCAGGCUCUCGGUAUUCCUACCAAGAUUUCUCGUGGUACCAUUGAAAUCGUUUCCGAUGUCGCUUUGGUCCACGCCGGUGAGAAGGUCGGUGCUUCCGAAGCUGUUCUUUUGAACAUGUUGAACAUCUCUCCCUUCACCUACGGUAUGAGCGUUACCCAGGUCUUUGACCAAGGUUCCUGCUUCUCUGCCGAAGUUUUGGAUGUCGAGGAAUCCCAGUUGGUUGCCAACUUGUUGGCCGCCAUCCGCGAAGUCGCUUCCGUCUCUUUGGCCGUCGGCUACCCCACUCUUGCCUCCGUUCCCCACUCCCUCAUCAACGGUUACAAGAACUUGUUGGCUGUCUCCGUCGCUUCCGACUACACCUUCCCUGGUUCCGAGAAGCUCAAGGAAUACCUCGAAAACCCCGAGGCUUUCGCUGUUGCUGCCGCCCCCGCUGCUGCCGCUACUGAGUCUGCUCCCGCCGCUGAGGCCAAGGUUGAAGAAGAAGAGGAAUCCGAUGAUGAUAUGGGCUUCGGUCUUUUCGAUUAAACUCCCCAUUUCAUUUAACGGUCUUUCAUCGUUCAUCUGGAAAGUAAAAAAGAGGGAAUCUGUGUGUAAUGCCUCCUUUCCCUUUUUUUUGUUACAAUAAAAUCUGUUGGGAGACUCUAGGUCUCUUCUCACUUA